Messenger RNA from Aphanomyces astaci, 3963 nucleotides. RefSeq lists its product as hypothetical. Gene Ontology annotation, biological process: nuclear-transcribed mRNA catabolic process, nonsense-mediated decay. The record is from RefSeq and is a predicted model, not a curated record. Lineage: Eukaryota; Oomycota; Saprolegniomycetes; Saprolegniales; Verrucalvaceae. Bases 43 to 3669 code for a protein of 1208 amino acids. Gene Ontology annotation, molecular function: RNA binding; protein binding. Gene Ontology annotation, cellular component: exon-exon junction complex; cytoplasm. The transcript is spliced from 6 exons.
AUCGACUUCUAAAACACCAGCCAUCAACGCCUCCACCGCAAGAUGCAAGAUUCGUUGCGCGAGACGCUGCGGCAGCAGAAUCACCCCGAUGCAUGCGCAGAGCUGCAAAAGGCCAUUUCCACGGGAAAAGUCAAGCUCAAGAGCGACCUGAAGAAGUCGAGCGCGUUGGUGAAGAAACUCAAGGUUCUUGGGGAUGCGAAUCUGUCAGCGUGCUUGAAGGAUGUUGGCGAGCUCAACUUGACGCGGUACCUGAGCGAGUGCGUGGUCUCUCUCGUGGAAGCUGCCGGCGCCCUCAAGCCUAGCGAAGUGUCGUCGCACAUCCACCUCAUCAGCUCGUUGCACCAGCGCUACGGCGUGGCGGACAUCACGGACCCGCUUGUCCAGGCAUACUGCGCGGCGGCGUUCGCGCCGCCCGCCGCUCCUCCCGUCGACGCCUCCUCCAAGCAGCGUCAAAUCAAGCGUCGCUUGGUGACAUUGCGUAUCCUCACCGAGCUCUUCUUUGUGGGUGUGCUGGCCGACGUGUCGGUCAUCCACAGCAUCAUCCAUGCCGUGGUCACCCGCGAAGACUUGAAUGCAAAGCCGUCCAAGAAACAAGCGUCGUCGUCUACUCAAGGUAGUAGUAGCAGCAAGCAGCCUCCGCUGGACAUUCCGUUGCUCGUCAGUUUCGCCAAGUACGCCGGUGCCGACUUCUUUGGCGGCGUCUCGGACGCUGCUGGCGGCUCCACCAUCGCAGUGAUACCAAUCUCGGUUCAAACGCAGUUCCGCGCGCUGUUCGACCAAGCAUUCGACAUGAUCGCCGCCAUGUACAUCAGCCAGCACCAGACCGUACGCAAAAUGGAGAAGCGCAACAUGAAAGAAGAAGUCAACCGCGGCGAGCUGUGCGACGAGCACGUGGCCGACUUGGCGGCCGCGACCGUGCUCUGCGAAAAGCUCACGGGAAGCAUCACGACGCUAUCGGAGGCGCUGCAACGCCCCAUGCCAAUCCUUCCCGUAGAUAACUCGGACGAUGCGCAUUUGGCGCAGCUGCUUCUGUGGGACGGCGGCGAGGGGCGGGCAGAGCUGCACGCCGACGGACCGUUUGACGACGAGGACACGCGGUCAUUCUACGAGGACCUGCCCGACUUGCUGGAGCUCGUGCCGGCGGUGGUGCUGGGGCUCACAGAGGCCGAAGUGGCCGACUUGAAGCUCAAGAAAGCAUCGUCAUCGUCGUUGGCUGAAGCGGAAGCCGCCGCGGCGGACGUCCAGGAGGACGAAGGAGUGAUGGUCGACGAUCUGCCGCCGACGUCGGGUGUGGACGAUGCAGACGCGGCGGAUUCUGAAGCCCCCGGCCCCAAAACCUCGGACGAAGACCCCAAGCUGCCCAAUGAAACAAAAGCAGCCGCAUCAUAUCAUCACCAGAUGGACGCUUUCUUUGCAUCGUUGGAGGACAUGAUCAGUCGGGAUCGAUGCGAUAAGGCCGCCGUGGACUUUUGCUAUCGAAACACCAAGGCCACUCGCACAAGAUUGGUCAACACGCUGUACAGUGUGCCGCGCACACAUUUGGAGCUACUGCCGUACUACAGUCGUCUACUAGCCACGCUGGACAGCGUGCUCAAGGACGACGUGGGCGGGGCGCUCGUGGAGCUGCUCGUACAAGAGUUUAAUUACUUUCAGAAGAAGAAAAACCAGUACCGCCUCGAAUCCAAGGUCAAGAACAUUCGGUUCGUGGGCGAACUCACCAAGUUCAAAGUGGCGCCGCCGAUGGUCGGGUUUCGGUGUCUGCGACGGUGUUUUGCCGACUUUCAAGGCCACAACGUGGUGAUUGCGACCACGUUUCUCGAAACGUGCGGGCGAUUUUUGUACUGUUCCAAGUACACCCAUGUCCGCACGGCGCAGUGUCUGGAGAUCAUGAUGCGCCUGAAAGCAGCCAAACAUCUCGAUCCCCUCGCGGAUACGCUCGUGCAGAAUGCUUACUACAUGUGCAAGCCGCCCGAAGUGGUCACCCGCGUGAAAGAGCCGAAAGAUCCGGUGUACCUGUUCAUGCUCCAUCUGCUCUACACAGAGCUGGCCCCGGACAGCGUCGGCAAGGUCGUGCGCCUCUGUCGCAAGUUCGACUGGGACGACCCCCAGACCACCCACUGGUUUAUCAAAGCCGUGCUCAAAGUCACCACCGCCCAAGUGCUGCACAUGGCACUUGUGUGUGACAUCGUUGUCGGGCUCUCGAGGUACCACGAAGAAUUGGGUGUGUACAUCUUGGACACGGUGCUCGAGUCAAUUCAUUAUCACUUGACACUCAACAACUACAAGUAUCACCAGCGCCAUCUCGGUCUGGUUAAGCUGCUUGGGGAGCUGUACAACCAUCAGCUGGUCACGUCCGUGGUGGUGUUCGACAUGUUAUAUUGGAUGCUGCACCACUCCCAUGACAUGACCACGCUCGAUACCCCUCUCCCAGACGACUUACUUCGACGUAUUGCGGUCGUGCCAGACAUGAAGUUUGACCCACGGGUGCCGUCGGACGUAGACAACGACCGCAAUGUGUUUCGGGUGCGAUUGGUGUGUUCAUUGCUGGAAACGUGCGGGUCAAACUUUGAUCGAGGCAUCACCAAGAAAAAAUUGGAGCGAUUUUUGGUAUUUUUUCAACGAUAUUUGCUGGCCAAGGCCGAAAUUCCACUCGAAACCGAGUUUGUCGUGCUCGAUACGUUGGAAUUGCUGGGCGCCAAGGAAAAAGUAGUGCGGUACGACUCGUGGGAACAAGUGGACGCGGUCGCGCAUGCGAUAUGGGGCGUCGAGUUGCUCCAAGCAGAAAAGCGAUUGCUCAAGAACAAAUCGAGCCACGUUUUAGCGAUACCCGAAGAGUCGGACGACCACGACAACGACAAUGACGAUCGUUCGUCCAGCGGCGACGACGACGACGAUGACGACGACGACGACGAAGAGGCGCAUGAUGUGUUGCACGACGUUGCCACGUCCAGCAGCGACGACGACGACGACGACGACAGUGGCGAAGACAGCGAAGACGAGCAGAUCAUCGUCAAGCACGAGUCGAAAGUCGAAGAAGACUUGGAGUUUGACAAGGCGUUCAAGCUCAUGAUGCAGAGCAGCGCCGACUCGCGCAAGCACAUUCCGCGUGUGAACGUGGACAAGAUGGCCAUUCCCACAGUGGUCAAGACGACCCAUCAUGUCGACGUGGACACCGAUGCCAAAGCCGACUCGGCGGUGGUGUUUCGGCUGCUCAAACGAGGCAACAAGGGCAAGUUGGAAGCACGCGAAAUCCUCGUACCUCAAGCGACGUCGUUGGCCCAGCACAGCCAGCGCCAGGAGGAUGCAGGCAAGAAGGAGCAGUCCGAGCUCAAGCGGCUCGUGCUGCUGGGCGUCGAGCGCGACGAAAUGAACUACUUUGACGACACUAACGACGACAUCACGGGCAUGCCGCCGCCGCCGCCAAACCACACGACUCGGCACUAUGUCAAACCCCCCCGUCGCGACCAAAACAGUAGCAGCUCGUACAUUGUGGCCAACCCCACGGGGCGGGGCGCGUCGUGGGGGUCGUUGGAGUCGUUUUUAGAUACGAAGCGGACGUCCAUCGUGGGCGUGGGCCCCCCGCCGCCCCCCCUUCCCCAGCAGCCGGCGCCGGCUACGCGCGGCGGACGCGGGGGGCCUGGCGGCCGCGGGUACCGCAGUGGACGAUAAGCAUGUCGGGGAUAUGAAAGAUGACGAAGGAGACAUCGACAUUCGCCACGGCAGCGCUGACUGGCUGGUCCCAUACAGUCGUUUCGAUGGGCCUGCUACGAGAAACCGACACACGCACCUGCGAUACGGUUGGUGGAAUCUGCGGGGCCCGAGUGGGAAUGUAUGUGUGUGUGUGUGCCGCCAAGCGCGUCGCUUUUUGUGAGAGUGAUGUUCUUGGUUUGUAGAGCAGAGCGGAAGAGGAGCUUGGUAUAACCUAAUCCAGAAGCCAACGUGCUACCAGAUUGAUGCAGCAGC